GUAAUAUUUUCAUUCAAGACACAAAGGUGUUUUCCACUCCCGAUAAGCACGCACAUUUUUAUCUUCCCAUGCGCACACACUCCGGUAAGACAAAAGACACAUAUCCUCUGCAUGUGACAUCCAUCCCGGGACCGGCUGAGCUCCAUAUCCUCCCCGUGAUCCCUCAGCUAGAGAGGCAACAUCCUCUGGCUGCAGCGAGGGGAAGCUGGCCUCACUGUGACACUCGGCUCUGCAACAGGUAACAGCUCAACUCCAAAUCUCUGCGCCUAUACUCGAUACCUCCAGUCACCGCUUUCCGCUUUUGGAUCGUCGCGUCAGGAAGUCAAAUUUCCGUCAGGUAAGAGCUCCCAGGCAUUUCCCUUCACAUGCAUGUAGGAGAGGGAUUCAUGGGCCGGCUUGCAUGGACUUGUGAUGAGAGUAAAGGUCUCUAACUGUUAUGUUUUUGAGUUUCAGGCAUCUCCUGGGACAGUCUUCUAGGCAGAUCCUCUUACUGCCUGACCUAAGGAUUUGCCAGAACGACCCAAGGAGAGAAGAAUAUUUUUCCUCUGACACUCAUCACACAGAGUGUAAGAGGUGCACACACCACCAAACAAGACAAAGUCACUAUAAAACAGGGACGGGAAAGAAACGAGAAAAGGGAACAAUGAUGGAACUGAGGAUCCAGCUCAUCCCAACAGGGGAAAUCAUCCUUCCUCCGGGGAAGAACGGGGAAAACUACUGCCACAACUGCAAGGUGGUGGCUAGUGACGGGGUCCGGGCUAUGAUGGAGUCGGCCCUGACAGCCAGAGACCGGGUGGGCGUGCAGGACUUUGUCCUGCUGGAGAACUACACCAGCGAGGCCGCCUUCAUAGAGAACCUGCGCAAACGCUUCAAAGAGAACCUCAUCUAUACGUACAUCGGUUCAGUGCUGGUGUCAGUUAACCCAUACAAAGACCUGGAGAUCUACACCAAGAACCACAUGGAGCGAUACCGUGGAGUCAACUUCUACGAGGUCUCACCACACAUCUAUGCAGUGGCAGACAACUCGUACCGUUCCUUGAGGACAGAGAGAAAGGACCAGUGCAUCCUCAUCUCUGGGGAGAGCGGCGCUGGGAAGACGGAGGCAUCCAAAAAGAUCCUGCAGUACUACGCCGUCACCUGUCCAGCCAGCGAGCAGGUGCAGACCAUCAAAGACCGUCUGCUGCAGUCCAACCCUGUGCUGGAGGCCUUUGGCAAUGCCAAGACGUUGCGCAACGACAACUCGAGCCGCUUUGGCAAGUACAUGGACAUUCAGUUUGACUUCAAGGGCGCCCCAGUGGGAGGCCACAUCAUCAACUACCUGCUGGAGAAGUCCCGCGUGGUCCACCAGAACCACGGGGAGAGGAACUUCCACAUUUUCUAUCAGCUGAUCGAGGGAGGGGAAGAGGACCUGCUGAGACGCCUGGGCCUGGAGAGGAACCCUCAGCAGUACCAGUUCCUGGUCAAAGGUAACUGUCCCAAAGUGAGCUCCAUCAACGACCGCAGUGAUUGGAAGGUGGUGAGGAAAGCCUUGACUGUGAUUGGCUUCAGCGAAGACGAGGUGGAGGAGUUGUUGAACAUAAUCGCCAGUGUGCUCCACCUAGGGAAUGUGCAGUACGGUGGAGAAGAGGGCAAUGCCUGCAUCACUUCUGACACACAGAUAAAGUACCUGGCCAGGUUGUUAGGAGUGAAUGGGACAGUGCUGACAGAGGCACUCACGCACAAGAAGAUAAUUGCCAAGGGAGAGGAGUUGAUGAGCCCGCUGAACCUAGAGCAAGCGUCAUCAGCUCGAGAUGCCCUGGCCAAGGCAGUAUACGGACGCACCUUCACCUGGCUGGUUAACAAGAUCAACGCUUCGCUGGCAUACACGGAUGAAUCCUUCAAGAACUACUCUGUCAUUGGCCUGCUGGACAUCUAUGGUUUUGAGGUCUUCCAGAACAACAGCUUUGAGCAGUUCUGUAUCAACUACUGUAACGAGAAGCUGCAGCAACUCUUCAUUGAGCUCACCCUCAAGUCAGAGCAGGAGGAGUACGAGGCUGAAGGCAUCACGUGGGAGCCAGUGCAGUACUUCAACAACAAGAUCAUCUGUGACCUGGUGGAGGAAAAGUUCAAAGGCAUUAUCUCCAUACUGGAUGAGGAGUGUCUGAGACCUGGAGACGCCAGUGAUUUCACCUUCCUAGAGAAGCUGGAGGACACUGUGGGAGGACACCCACACUUUGUCACUCACAAGCUGGCUGAUGCAAAGACCCGGAAGGUAAUGGGCCGUGACGAAUUCAGACUGCUGCACUACGCUGGAGAGGUCAACUACAAUGUCAACGGAUUUUUGGACAAGAACAACGACCUGCUCUUCAGGAACUUAAAAGAGGUUAUGUGUAUGUCAGAGAACAAGAUCCUGACCCAGUGUUUUGACAGGGAGGAGCUGAGUGACAAGAAACGCCCAGAAACGGCAGCCACCCAGUUCAAAGCAAGUCUGGCGAAACUCAUGGAGAUCCUCAUGUCGAAGGAGCCGUCGUACGUCCGCUGCAUCAAGCCCAAUGACGCCAAGCAAGCAGUUCGAUUUGACGAGGUGUUGAUCCGUCACCAGGUCAAGUACCUGGGGCUGAUGGAGAAUCUGAGGGUGAGGAGAGCUGGCUUUGCUUACAGACGGCGCUACGAGAUCUUCCUGCAGAGGUAUAAGUCCCUGUGUCCAGACACAUGGCCUAACUGGCAGGGGAAACUGUCUGAUGGAGUGGCCACACUGGUCAAAUACCUGGGAUACAAGCCUGAGGAGUACAAACUGGGCAGAUCCAAAAUCUUCAUCCGUUUCCCAAAGACCUUGUUUGCCACCGAGGAUGCAUUGGAGACCAGGAAACACAGUCUUGCCACCAAGCUGCAGGCAGGAUGGAGAGGCUACCGCCAGAAGUCCAAAUACCAAAAACUCAGAACCUCAGCUAUUGCCAUCCAGGCGUGGUGGAGAGGGAUCCUGGCCAGGAGGAGAGCCCAGCACAGACGACAGGCUGCUAAUACUAUCCGCAGGUUCAUCAAAGGCUUCAUCUACCGCCACAGGGAGCGCUGUCCAGAGAACGAGUACUUCCUGGAUUAUGUGCGCUACUCCUUCCUCAUGACGCUGCGGAGGAACCUGCCCAAGGACGUCCUGGACAAGAGCUGGCCGAAUCCUCCGGCUGCUCUCACUGAGGCCUCAGAGCACUUGCGUAAGCUGUGCAUGCAGAACAUGGUGUGGAGCUACUGCAAGAAGAUCAGUCCUGAGUGGAAACACCAGAUGGAGCAGAAGAUGAUGGCCAGUGAGAUCUUCAAGGACAAGAAGGACAACUACCCACAGAGCGUGCCCAAACUGUUUGUCGGCACCAGACUAAAUGGUGAGGACAUUAACCCCAAGGUGCUGCAGGCUCUGGGCAGUGAGAAGAUGAAGUAUGCAGUGCCAGUCACCAAGUACGACCGAAAAGGCUACAAGGCUCGGCCCCGCCAGCUGCUGCUCACCUCCAACAGUGUCAUUAUCGUAGAGGAGGCCAAACUCAAGCAGCGUAUCGACUACGGAGCUCUAAAAGGUAUCUCCGUCAGCUCUCUCAGCGACGGCCUGUUCGUUCUGCACGUGCCCAGUGACGACAACAAACAGAAGGGAGACGUGAUCCUGCAGAGUGACCAUGUGAUCGAGACCCUGACCAAGAUUGGGAUUUGUGCCGACAAAAUAAACAGCAUCAACAUCAACCAGGGCAGUAUAAAGUUUACAGUGGGUCAAGGGAAAGAAGGGAUCAUAGACUUCACGCCGGGAUCAGAACUACUGGUGGCCAAGGCUAAGAACGGACACUUGUCUGUGACUGCUCCCAGACUGAACUCCAGAUGAUGGCCACUUUGACCACACACAUACACCAGGACCUACUUACUGCUCACCUCUCCCAUCCUCCAAUCACACGACUGCAGACGUUGCUCUGCCUAAGCCAAUCAGUUGCCAGCUGUCACUACACGGGUGGCAUGUGCUUCCAAUUAAAAAAAAAAAACAAAAACAAAUAAAAAUCCAGCAAAACUAAUUGAUAUAUUUAUGUUUAUAUAUUAUAUUUUUGGGAUUAAUACUGUUGCUGUUUGAAAAUUCUGAUUUUAUAUAUGAGGCCAAGAAAUAACUAAUAUUUAGGUGCAUUUUUCUUGCACCAUGUGUGUUUAUUGUGCUUUAUUUGGGAACAUGACCAAGAAAAUGAUGAGGGAAGAGUCAGAAUAAGAGACAAGAAUGAGAAAAAGGGGAUUGUUGUUGAGGAAAAUCAGGGUUAGUUCUUGCCUGUUGCCUUUUUUUCCACCGUUUACUUUUUCUGCUUGACUCAUAGCCUUGACUGUCUCCUUGACACUGCUUUUCCAACUGGGGUGAAUGGCUUGGUAUUGAAGCAUGAAGGUGUGUAGAACAAGGGUGACAGUAUGUAGGAGAGUUGUUGACGGGAUCAGAGACGAGGAAGAACAACUUUUCAAUCAAAUGGUGAUGCUUUGGCACCAAAAGGCUGGUUGUGUCAGACUGGCUCACUAAAUCAGAAUAAAUAGUUGGAUGUGCUACUGAAUUUGUUUUUUUUUUAAUCUGUUUGUGCUGUGUCAGAAUAAGAAGGGAGCUUGUCAUGAUAGAUUCACUACAUUAAAUAAACAGCUGUGUAGAUGCUGCAAAAGGAACCAGGUAUGUGAGAAAAGGCAAGAGAAAGGUGAAAAGAAAGAACGCAGCGGUCGUUUGCCUUGACCCCAGGUGUUUGUGCCUUUCCCCUUGACUAAUUUAUUCAUUCUAAAGUGAGUUGAGCUGUAUAUUGAUGUGUGAAAACCAUGACACUCCGCACGAGAAUGAGGCAAGUUAAGUGUAGAUAGAAACCUGAAUGUCCUCUGACGGAAUGCUGUACAGCAGUCUUCCCUUGUUCAGAACAAAGUAUCACGCUCUGACUUUGUCAACGGCCCCAGCAUAUAUAUAUAUAUAUAUAUAUAUAUCUCUCUCGCUCUCGCUCUCUCUCUCUCGCUCUCUCGCUCUCUCUCUCUCUCUCUCUCUCUCUCUCUCUCUCUCUCUCUCUCUCUCUCACACCAGGGUUUGACCAGUAUUUUUGAAGCUGCAAUAACCUGUUUUUGUGUUAGUGUUGAUGUUCAAUAAAACGCUUUUCACAAUGCUACGCCUUUGAAGCUGCAAUUAGACCAAAAUAUGAGACUGAAACUGUGUUUAGCUCAAAUACAUGUGAAGGCCAAAAAACAGUGAUAUUGUCCAGAUGUUUGACUGAUUUAAAUGUGACAUUUUAAAAGCAACAGUUUGACAUUUUGGGAAAUCAGCUGGAUCACUUUCUUGCCAAGAGUUAAGAUUAUUACAAGAUUGAUACCAUCCUCGUGUCUGUAAGCUAAAUAAGAAGCUAGCUUAUUUUAGGGGGGGAACAGUUAGCUUUGCUCUAUCCAAAGGUAAAACCCUAAACAUUUUGAUUAUAAUACAGAUGAAAGAAACACAAUUAAAUGUGAAUUAUAGGGAUUUAGAGGUGCUGGUAUGCAGAUAAGCUUUGAACAGAGCCAGGCUAUCGGUUUCCACCUCUUUCCAGUGUUUAUGCUAAGCUAAGCUCCAGCAUCAUGUUGAACACACAGAUAGUCCUAUCAAUUUUCUCAUUACCUCUCGGACAAAAAGGCGCAUUAGUGCAUUUUCCGAAGUGUCAAACUAUUCCUUUAGUGCCAAGUAUAAACAUCCACAGUUUUUGCCCUUUUAACAAUAGAAAAACUUCUGAAAUACAGUAGCAUCUAAAUUGUCAUGGGAACCUAAUAUCCUUCAUUAACAGCAAAAUAUUUAUUCAUCCUUAACACCAGGUUAUGGGUCUCCUAUAGACCAGCUCUACAACAAAACACAUCUCCGUCUACUCUGACCAAAGACUGACCCUGAAAAACUUGUGUUAUUGAAAACUUUUGAGAGGAGCUCCAAAAUGUUUCCAAGAUUAUUUUUGUUCUUUUCUCCAGACCUCGCUCAAUGACAAAACUUUUUCUCUGCAUGGCUCUGGGUGGCGAGGCGGGUGCAAUAUGGCGAGGCAGGACUGUGCGACCGCACUUACGAGAUACUAGCCAAAGAACCUGUUGAUUUAUAGUGAUUCUGUGUUGUACGAUUUAUAUGAUGUAAUGAUGUCAGUUCUGAAUGUCGUCUUGUUUCUUUCAGGAGGGAGAUCUGUAUGUACAGUUUGUGUUCUGUGUUAUAAAUGUCAGAUUCAAGCCAAGCGAGGUUUGAUGUGAAACAUUUGGGGAGGAAAAAGCUUUUAGUAUUGUUUGUGAACGCAAACUUGUUAAUGUGCCUUGUUGGAUAUAGCAAUACAACAGAUUAGAGUGGAAUUAGAAGAGAAAUACCUCCUUGAGUCUAGUCCCUGGCUGAUGACGGGUGUCGGCCCAUUUCUAAAAGUUUCCCAGCAUCAUCUAAAGGUCUCCACCCUGUUUGUGUAUAAGCUUUAUUCAAAACAAGUCCUGCGUUUGUCUGUUGAUUUACAGACGCACUCCUGUUAUCAGUCCUGACUUACUGUAUGCACCACACCAAUGUAUAAUUAUGACAACACACUAAAAAAAAAAGAUACUAAAGAUUUGAAAAAUAAAUUUGAAAAGUAAAUACAAACCGA
Micropterus dolomieu (smallmouth bass) is the source of this 6578-nucleotide messenger RNA. RefSeq names its product unconventional myosin-Ic-like. Bases 437 to 3838 code for a protein of 1133 amino acids. Lineage: Eukaryota; Metazoa; Chordata; Actinopteri; Centrarchiformes; Centrarchidae. The record is from RefSeq and is a predicted model, not a curated record. Gene Ontology annotation, molecular function: ATP binding; actin filament binding; microfilament motor activity. The transcript has 32 exons. Gene Ontology annotation, cellular component: actin cytoskeleton; plasma membrane; microvillus. Gene Ontology annotation, biological process: actin filament organization; vesicle transport along actin filament.